CUAAUCUCUUGUUUAAACUGCAGAUGUAUUAGCAUGUAUCAUUGAGAAGCUUUAAGACAUAGAUGUGAGAGUUGUUGUUCAGCAAGAAGCUCGAGAAAAGCUUUGAGUUCGGUGUCGUACUUUUUGCAGAAGUUGGAACUUCUGGACAUUUCUGUUCAGCACUAGUUUAUGUGCAUGUGAUCUGUUUUAUUGUUUUUUACUUAAACUGGACAGUUGUGGAUUUGUGUGAGUGAGUAUAUGUUUUUAUCAUUUAGCCAUUUAAAGAAUUCUUAAUCUAUUGGUGGCGGAAUUUUAGUUGUAGUAGUUUUAGUUAAACAAUAUAUUGGUUUAUUACAUUUAUUUAAUGUUUUGGUCUAUAGGUUUGUUUUUGUUUGUAGUCCUGCAUUUUUUUAAGGCGUUUUUCUUUGUCUGCGUAAUAGCUUUGUCUGCGUAAUAGGUAGUGUGUGUCUGAGUCUGUGUGAGUGUUUGUCUGCCAUGCCCUUGCCUGCUCCUGAUGUCCCGGCCUCUCAGAGGCUGGUACUGGACUGUCGCGUCCUUAUGGACCAUCGUGUUGGCAAGGGGGUUUGCGGUUGUUGCGGGGCACUCAGGCCUCGAUACAAGAGGCUGGUAGACAACAUCUUCCCAGAAGACCCAGAGGAUGGGUUGGUGAAAGCCAACAUGGAGAAGCUGACAUUCUAUGCCCUGUCGGCUCCAGAGAAGCUUGACCGUAUCGGCGCAUACCUGUCUGAGAGACUGUCAAGGGAUGUGGCCCGACACCGAUAUGGGUAUGUGUGCAUAGCCAUGGAAGCCCUGGACCAGCUGCUGAUGGCCUGUCACUGUCAAAGCAUCAACCUGUUUGUUGAGAGCUUUCUGAAGAUGGUGCGCAAGCUGCUGGAGUCCGACAAACCCAACCUGCAGAUUCUAGGAACCAACUCUUUUGUGAAGUUUGCGAACAUAGAGGAAGAUACACCAUCGUACCACCGCAGUUACGACUUCUUUGUGUCGCGCUUCAGUGAGAUGUGCCACUCCAGCUACGAGGACCCUGACAUCCGCACAAAGAUUCGCAUGGCAGGUAUCAAGGGCCUGCAGGGCGUGGUGAGGAAAACCGUCAACGAUGAGCUCCAGGCCAACAUUUGGGAUCCUCAGCACAUGGACAAAAUUGUGCCCUCUCUGCUGUUUAACCUGCAGAGUGGAGAGCAUUCGGAGAGCCGCUCCCCUUCUCCGCUGCAGGCGUCGGAGAAGGAGAAGGAAAGCCCGGUGGAGCUGACAGAGCGCUGCUUCAGGGAGCUGCUGGGACGAGCCGCCUAUGGCAACAUAAAGAAUGCCGUCACACCCGUCCUGAUGCACUUAGAUAACCACGCUCUAUGGGAGGGAAAGACCUUUGCAGUGUGUUGCUUCAAAAUCAUCAUGUACUCCAUUCAGUCUCAGCACUCUCACUUAGUAAUCCAGCAGCUUCUAGGCCACCUGGAUGCUAACAGCAAGAAUUCAGCCAAAGUGCGGGCUGGGAUAGUCGAAGUGUUGUUGGAAGCAGCUGCCAUUGCAGCCAGCGGCUCUGUGGGCCCCACAGUGUUGGAGGUGUUUAACACGCUGCUGCGACAGCUUCGUCUGAGUGUGGACUAUGAGUUGACUGGCUCAUAUGAUGGCAGCACCAACAUUGGCACCAAGAUCAUCAAAGCUCAUGAGGAGAGGCAGCUCCAAGAAGCUGUCAUCAGGACCAUUGGUUCCUUUGCCAACACUCUGCCGACAUACCAAAGGUCAGAGGUCAUGCUAUUCAUUAUGGGCAAGAUCCCCGUCCCCGGGAUUCACCUAACUCUGCCUUCGACAGGCUCAGAGCCUGAGGGUACCAGAAUGAUUCAGAUUAUGUUACUCAAGUCCUUAGUGCAGGUGACAGCGGGUUUCCAGACAACAAACAUGCUGACGGCACUGCCCAGCUCUUUCCUGGAGCCACUGUUGUCUUUCUCUCUGACUGAGGAUCCAGAGGUUCGGCUGCUGGUGCUUCAAAUCCUUCUUAGUCUUAUCGACAGACAUGAAAACAGGCCCAAGUUCUCCAACAUUAGCAUUAUCUCUGACAUCUCUGUGCUCAAGCUCAAAGUUGACAAGUGUUCCAGACAGGACAACUUAUUCAUGAAAAAGCAUGGCCAGCAGCUAUACCGACAUAUUUAUAUGGGCUGCAAGGAACCGAGCAGCGGUCGAGAGCACUAUGAGACGCUCUUCGCUCUCUUGGGUCUUCUCAGCGUGGAGCUGGCUAACGAAGAGGUGGUGGUGGACCUCAUUCGCCUGGCACUCGCCCUGCAGGACCUGGCUCUGUCCACCGAUGAAGGGCUUCCUGUUUAUAACCGCUGUGCUGUUCAUGCCCUCGCCGCCGCCUACCUCAACCUCAUCUGCCAGCUCACCACCGUCCCGGCCUUCUGCCAACACAUACAUGAGGUAAUUGAGGUGAGACAGAAAGAAAGUCCCUACCUUCUGCCUGAGGAUGUUUUCAUUGAUAUUCCCAGACUGCCUUCCUCACUGGAGAAGAUGGAGGGGGAUGUGUUGUUCCUCCAGUCAAAGAUCACAGAGGUCCUUGGAGGUAGUGGCUAUAAUACUGAAAGACUGGGUACGCCCUACGUCCCUCAGUACACAGAUGAGGACCGUCUGUCCAAGAGGAAGAGCAUAGGUGAGACUAUCUCACUUCAGGUGGAGGUGGAGUCCAGAAACAGUCCAGAGAAAGAGGAGAGGACUCCAGCAGAGGAAAUCACCUUUGAAACCCUGAAGAAUGCCAUUGUGGACAGUGUGGGCAUGGAGGAGCAGGAGCGGGAGCGGAGGAGACAAGUGGUGGUGAAGUUCCAGAAGGCCCCCUUUGAGGAAAUAGCCGCCCACUGUGGUGCCAGGGCUACACUACUGCAGAGCAAACUGAACCAGAUCUUUGAGAUUACAAUCAGACCCCCGCCCAGCCCAUCUGGGACCAUCUCGUCAGGGUACGGUCAAAGCCAGAGUCGAUCUGUGCCCAUCUACGAGAUGAAGUUCCCGGACCUCUGCGUGUAUUAAAACCAGGAGGUCGGUGGAUGAACACUAGCUUGAAGCCAACUAAAGAACAAGCCACUUUUUGAAUAUUGUAGUUGCUUAAAAUGCCAAGUCAUUUAACAUGUGAUUGCAGCCAAAACAGUGUGGUUCAUGUCAGUCCAUCCACUAAUUUAGCUCAAGACACCUUUCUCCCUUAGUUAUUAGUGGAUAAAUGCAGAACGUCUGCUAGUUUUGCUACGAACUGUGACAAAUGUAGACUGAAAGCUAAUUUAUUGGUUUGAGCACAGCCAGACCUGUUGCCCACUAACUAGAAACUAACUCCUAACUCUCCUAUUGUUAUUUUGAUCCUGGUCAUGAAGUGAGAUUUGACCAGCUGUGCUUACUUUUUUCUUUAUGUUGCGUUUUUACGACCGCAUUUUAACUUGACUGCAAUUUUUAGACUCGAAGAAGAAUAGAAACGAAUAUGAAGUCAUUCCAUCAGCUUGAUGUUGUUGUUUUGCCUUUUUAGUGUUAGCCAAAAGUGCUUUUUAUUUAUGACGGGCAUUUAUUUAUUGCACUUAGUUAUUUUUUUGUAUUAUUGAGUUUUUAGCAGUGGUUUAAAUGAAAGUUGGCUGUUGAUCUGUGUGCUGUCCUCCAAAGUGAGUGUGCCUUACAGGUGACUCAACUUACCACAGAAACACACAGCGACUCAGUCAUGACUGCAGCAGGUCCCUGAACAUCUGGUCAUUAGAAACGAAUCAAUGACGCUUUAUUUUUCUCUCUCCCAUAUAAACGUGUACAUACAGAGAAUUAUAUAAAACUUUAAGCUGAUGUACAGAGUAGAGGUGUUUUGUGUGCGUGUGUAUAUAUAAAUAUUGUAUAUUGAUUCUGAUUUCCGACUGCCACUGCACUGAUUGUGUCGAUAGAUACGAGAGAACUACUCGGUUGAUAGGAAGAGUUUUUUUUGUUAAAAUCUCUAAGUAACCAGCAACACAUGAAAUCAAAAUGUGAACGGACUGCUCACAUGUUGAUUUCAGCAGUUCACAGUAGAAAGCCCGCAUCCCGUUAAAGCCAGUAGAUCGAGUUUUAAUAGUUCAUCUGGUAGAAGUGAUGAGACUCAGCCACAGGUUUUCGUACCGUCACCCUGACCUCUGUUGUUGCCAUUACCUUGAACUCAUUGCACCUCACGGUGCGUCCGUCUCCUCUAGUGAGAUGGGAAUAAUUCCAAAAGCCAUUUCUUUGCAGUUAGAAUAACAUAAGGUAUAAUGGCAAUAAUGUGGCAGUGGCCCAGCUGUGGGCGGAGGAUGGCUCAGUGUCUGAGGUCGCACCCCCUGCUGUGCUCUCACGCUGUGAUGUCAUCGUCAGACGUGGCAUCCGUUGCAGCCGUCUCACAAACACCCGUUUAACUCGCGUCAGGUCCGGUUCAUUCGUUUUGUUUUCACAGUGUCGUCUCGCGCGUCCGAUCAGCUGUUCGUGUUGACCGUUUUCGCCAGCCUGCGUGUGCUGAUGUGCGUCUGAUUAUCUUCCGUUGUCGUUGUCAUUACAAGACCAAACGCUCCACAUACAGUUCGUCCAGUGAGUCUGUCCGUCGCGUUAACGCAGAACAAAGAGCAACGUGGUCUGUCUGAACCUUCCUGUGACGCCCUGUAAACUUGUUUUGAGCAUCUCGCAGCCUUGCAGUGAAGACCUGUAACUAUCAGUCUGCUUGUCGUCAUGGCAUAGUGUAACGUACAAUGAACCGACGGUAAUCCAAUUUACUUUGUGUUAUUACACGUCUAGUUAUUAGAUCUGUUUGCGACGUAGUGCUGUAGGUGAACUCUAUCCAUUCUGUGAACUUUGCACUUUAAAACGGGAUUACCUAGUGACGAGGCAGCUUUUACAUUGAGGAAAUGCCUUAUGAGUGUCAUAACCGACUUUGCAUGCUAGUGAUGUCGCUGUGUUGUACAAUAAAUUCCAGUGUAACUAUAAAA
Molecule: messenger RNA, 4931 nt
Organism: Betta splendens (Siamese fighting fish)
Lineage: Eukaryota; Metazoa; Chordata; Actinopteri; Anabantiformes; Osphronemidae
Product: protein EFR3 homolog B
Exons: 23
Coding region: 475-3006 (843 amino acids)
Biological process (GO): protein localization to plasma membrane
Cellular component (GO): plasma membrane
Source: RefSeq, a predicted model, not a curated record